This is a messenger RNA of Chelmon rostratus (copperband butterflyfish), 4087 nucleotides long. RefSeq names its product aldehyde dehydrogenase 1 family, member L2 (gene aldh1l2). The record is from RefSeq and is a predicted model, not a curated record. Gene Ontology annotation, cellular component: cytoplasm. Gene Ontology annotation, biological process: one-carbon metabolic process; biosynthetic process; 10-formyltetrahydrofolate catabolic process. NCBI's taxonomy places the organism in Eukaryota, Metazoa, Chordata, Actinopteri, Chaetodontiformes, Chaetodontidae. The coding region runs from base 70 to 2841 and encodes 923 amino acids. Gene Ontology annotation, molecular function: aldehyde dehydrogenase (NAD+) activity; formyltetrahydrofolate dehydrogenase activity. The transcript has 23 exons.
GACAAAUUCUGCAGCACUUGGAUUAAUUCUUCCUUUUGAUACAUCUUUAUUCACAUAAACACCGCCAUUAUGUUGUGGACGGCGAGCCAAGUCUUAAGGAAAUUCUCCACCUCGUCCCAUUAUUACCAGAAUAAGCUUAAACUGGCCAUAAUUGGCCAGAGCCUGUUCGGCCAGGAGGUGUACAGCAACCUGAGGAAGCAGGGUCACAAGGUGGUGGGUGUGUUCACAGUCCCCGACAAGGACGGCAAGGCCGACCCCCUGGCGGUGGCGGCAGAGAAGGAUGGGACGCCGGUGUUCAAGUUCCCGCGGUGGCGGGUCAAGGGGAAGCCCAUCCCGGAGGUGGUGGAUGCCUACAAGGCGGUGGGCGCCGAGCUCAACGUCAUGCCCUUCUGCUCCCAGUUCAUCCCCAUGAACAUCAUCGAUCACCCCCAGCACGGAUCCAUCAUCUACCACCCCUCCAUCCUGCCGCUGCACAGAGGAGCCUCGGCCAUCAACUGGACCCUGAUCCACGGUGAUAAGAAAGCUGGCUUCACAGUGUUCUGGGCUGAUGAUGGACUGGACACUGGACCUAUCCUGCUGCAGAGGGAGUGUGCUGUCGAACCCAACGACACCGUGGACACAAUCUACAACCGCUUCCUCUUCCCAGAGGGCAUCAAGGCGAUGGUGGAGUCGGUGCAGCUCAUCGCUGAUGGAAAGGCCCCACGAGUUCCCCAGACAGAGGAAGGAGCGAGCUAUGAGGGCAUUCAGAAGAAAUCCAACGCCAAGGUCAACCUGGCCCAGCCAGCUGAAGCCAUCCACAACUGGAUCCGUGGCCAUGAUAAAGUCCCCGGUGCCUGGACCGUCAUUGAUGGUCAGUCUGUGACCCUGUAUGGCUCAUCCAUGUUGGGGGGAUCGGUUCCAGCCGGUCAGCCCCUGGAGGUAGAGGGGGCGUCCCAGCCCGGCCUGGUCACCAAGAACGGCCUCGUCCUGUAUGGAACCGACGGGAAGCCUCUGCUGGUGAAGAACCUGCAGUUUGAAGACGGGAAGAUGAUCCCCGCUUCUAAAUACUUCUCCUCUGGGGAAAGCUCCAGCGUUGAGCUGACUGAUGAUGAGAAGAAGAUGGCAGGGGAGAUCAGGAACAUCUGGAAGGGCAUCCUCAGUAACGUCCCAGCCAUUGAGGACAGCACAGACUUCUUCAAGUCCGGAGCAGCCUCCAUGGAUGUGGUCAGGCUGGUGGAGGAGGUGAAGCAGAAGUGCGCCGGCGUCCAGCUGCAGACCGAGGACGUGUACAUGGCCACCACCUUCCAGGACUUCAUCCAAAUGUUUGUCCGCAAACUGAGAGGAGAGGACCAGGAGGAGGAGCUGGUCAUCGACUAUGCAACCAAAGACGUGAACAACAUGACAGUGAAAAUGCCAUACCAGUGUUUCAUCAACGGCAAGUUUGAGGAUGCAGAAAACGGGAAGACCUACGAUACCAUCAACCCUACAGAUGGAUCAGUGAUAUGUAAGGUGUCUUACGCCUCAGUGGGGGAUGUGGACCGGGCGGUGGCAGCUGCCAAAGAGGCUUAUGAUAAUGGACCCUGGGGCAGGAUGAACCCUCGAGACAGAGGAAGUCUGCUUUACAAGCUUGCAGACCUGAUGGAGGAACACCAGGAGGAGCUGGCUACCAUCGAGUCCAUCGACUCGGGAGCCGUGUACACGCUGGCCCUCAAGACACACGUAGGCAUGUCCAUCCAGACGUUCCGAUACUUUGCCGGCUGGUGUGACAAGAUCCAGGGCAAGACGAUCCCCAUCAACCAAGCCCGGCCCAAUCGCAAUCUGACCUUCACGAAGAGAGAGCCUCUGGGUGUGUGUGCCAUAGUCAUCCCAUGGAACUACCCUCUCAUGAUGUUGGCGUGGAAGAGUGCUGCCUGCCUCGCAGCUGGAAACACACUCGUUCUUAAACCCGCACAGGUCACUCCGUUGACGGCACUGAAGUUUGCUGAGCUGUCAGUGAAAGCUGGCAUUCCAAAAGGAGUUGUGAACAUUUUGCCAGGCUCAGGCGGCAUGGUGGGACAGCGUUUGUCCGACCACCCUGACAUCCGCAAGCUGGGCUUCACCGGCUCCACGCCGAUCGGCAAACAGAUCAUGAAGAGCUGCGCCGUCAGCAACCUGAAGAAGGUUUCUCUGGAGCUGGGCGGGAAGUCGCCUCUCAUCAUCUUCAGUGACUGUGACAUGGACAAGGCUGUUCGCAUGGGCAUGAGCUCUGUGUUUUUCAACAAAGGUGAGAACUGCAUCGCUGCCGGACGUCUGUUUGUGGAGGAGUCCAUUCAUGACGAGUUCAUCAGCCGAGUGGUGGAAGAGAUCAAGAAGAUGAAGAUUGGAGACCCACUGGAUCGCUCCACAGACCACGGCCCGCAGAAUCACAAAGCCCACAUGGACAAGCUGCUGGAGUAUUGUGAGGUCGGAGUUAAGGAGGGAGCUACGCUGGUGUACGGAGGCAAACAGGUGGACAGGCCAGGAUUUUUCAUGGAGCCCACAGUGUUCACUGGUGUGGAGGACCACAUGUUCAUUGCCAAAGAGGAGUCCUUCGGCCCCGUCAUGGUGGUGUCCAAAUUCAAAGACGGCGAUGUGGAAGGCGUGCUGCAGAGGGCCAACGACACGGAGUACGGCCUGGCCUCGGGCGUGUUCACCCGCGACAUCAACAAGGCCAUGUACGUGAGCGAGCGGCUGGAGGCGGGGACUGUGUUCGUCAACACCUACAACAAGACCGACGUGGCUUCACCUUUCGGAGGCUUCAAGCAGUCCGGUUUCGGCAAAGACCUCGGAGAAGACGCCCUCAUGGAAUACCUCAAGACCAAAGCAGUGACUGUGGAGUACUGAGGCACAGACCCUCCUAACGAACUGUGACCCACAUCCGAAACAGGAAGAGACUCGUCUGUCUGCUCCUGUCGGACAUCCAGCUUCACUUGGCAUUGUUUCUGGACAGUGUGUGUGUAUGAAUGAGAGGAGAGCUUUGUUGUCCGUCUCAGCGGGGACAACGUGCCUGUCUUUUCUGGACUUUCUGCGUGAAAAUUCACAUCACGAACAAAGGACGCCCGCUUUUAUACCCGUCUGCAUAUCCACACAUGAAACCCUCGACUGGACUCCCGACGGGAGCCGAGCAGGGUCUGACUCGAGCUUUCAGUUUCCCGAAAGUGUGUUUUAUGUUAAAACACGCUCACCGCCUCUCAACCUGAAGCCUGAUUUCCUGUCAUCAUCAAAUACGUCAGUCAAUUCUGUGAAAAAUGUUAAAAUCAUCUGAUGUCAUGCCUUUCUCAUUCUCUUAUGAUGCUGCCUUCACCUUUCCUUUAAUACCUCUUUGUCUGCGCUGCGGCAGCUGCUGGGCUGUCGUGUACCAUAUUAGAAAAUAGACACAACUCAGAGUUGCACAGUUGCUUAAGCACCAGGCCGACCGCAGCGUUUCACCGCCUGCUCCGGCUGACGUCUUCAAGUCCGCUUCCCAGUCACAUUCUGGAAGUGUGCACCCGCACCUGUAGCCACACCCAACAGUGAUGUCACAGUAUGCUGGCUCCCCCUGGAGCACACCUCUACAUCAGUGAAGCGAAGCGAGGAGUUCAACCGCUGGAGGUUUCAGUCACUGUACACUAUGCCGAUCAUCUUUCAGAGACUCGAAACUUGUGCAGUUACAUUCGGCCACUUUUAUGUUUUAGGUUAUUCUAAUUAUUCACCUAAGUUCUUGGCAUAUUUGAGAUCUAGCUGCUUCACAGCGUCACAGUCACGAGCUGCGGCGUGAGGAAGUCCAUGAAAACAAACACAAAAGAGUAAGGCCACCGUAGUUGUUUGUCACUAAAAAGGCCGUUUGGCUCUCAGCUCUCAGACGUCGGAACGUCUUUCAAUGCAAAAUCUGACUUUUUUUUGUAAAUAUUUUUUAACAAUAGAGGGAAAAAGGACAUUUUGAUAUAUUUUUGUCAGAGGAAGACUAUGUGUCACAGCACUGUAUUAUAUUCAGCAAAGGCACACCAGCUAGAUGUUUUUAUGCAUCACAGAUGUGAAGAAGUUGUGACAUUAGUUCUCUCUCUCUCUCCCUGGGUGAAGGUGAGAGCUGCCUCUUCAGUAAACAGUAUGU